Molecule: messenger RNA, 1356 nt
Organism: Drechmeria coniospora
Lineage: Eukaryota; Fungi; Ascomycota; Sordariomycetes; Hypocreales; Ophiocordycipitaceae
Product: acid phosphatase
Exons: 1
Coding region: 1-1356 (451 amino acids)
Biological process (GO): phospholipid catabolic process
Molecular function (GO): hydrolase activity, acting on ester bonds
Source: RefSeq, a predicted model, not a curated record
AUGAUGUUCACUACCGCAAGUGCGCUGGCACUAGCCAGCAUGGCCCUCGCCGGCCCGUGCCAGAUGAAGGCCGCAACCCCGACCGACUCUGGCUGGGAGACUCGGUACACGGCAACGGGGGCCGCCGACGUUGCUGCCGCUGCGGCGACGGCCAAGACGAGCAGUCCGACGAGCCAUGUCAAAGGCAAGGCCUUUGACCGGCUCGCCAUCAUAUAUUUUGAGAACCAAAACUACGACAAGUCCUACGGUGACCGUACGCUCCCCCCCUCCCACCUUUUCCCCGGCUGGAUAGGUGAACUGACGAAGGAUACAGCCAACUUUGAAUGGUUCAGCAACAAGGGCAUCACAUUGACCAACUACUACGCCGUCACUCAUCCUUCACAGCCAAAUUACCUGGCCAGCAUUGCGGGUGACUACUUCGGCAUGCGCAAGGACGGUUUCGACCGCGUACCACGGAACGUGUCGACGGUCAUCGACUUGCUCGAGAGCCGCGGCAUCUCGUGGGGACUGUACCAAGAGGACAUGCCCUUUUCGGGCUUCGAGGGCAAAUCCUACAAGAACCAGGAGGACGGGUCCAACGACUACGUCCGCAAGCACAACCCGGCCGUGCUGCACGACAGCAUCACGUACCGCGAGCAGGGCCUGUCUCAGAUCAAGAACCUGUCGAUGAUUGACACGUCACGCUCCAUGUUCCAUAAAGACCUCGAGGCGAACACGCUGCCCCAGUGGAUGUUCAUCACGCCCAACAUGACGUCGGACGGUCACGACUCGUCCAUCACGACGGCGGGCGAAUGGUGCCGCUCAUUCCUCGAGCCUCUCCUGACCGACAAGAGGUUCAUGGACAACACGCUGGUGCUGAUCACGUGGGACGAGAGCGAAACGUACAAGAGGCGCAACAACGUUCUCGGCAUUCUCCUCGGCGACGCCGUGCCGGAGGACCUCGUGGCGACGUACGACGAAAACUUUUACAACCACUACUCGCAGAUCGCGACCGUGUCUGCCAACUGGGGACUGCCCACCCUGGGCCGCUGGGACGUCGGUGCCAACGUUUUCGAGUGGGUUGCCGAGAGAACCGGCGACAAGCUGCGCGAGUGGUCGUCGGAGAAGCGCUUCCGCGACAUGCUCUGGAACUACUCGUACGCCGGCUUCUUCAACCCGGGAGAGGGCAACAAGCAGUUCCCUGCGCCGAACAUGAAGCUCGACAAGAGCGUGAACGGCCGGCCGAUUCUCCAGUCCAUCAAGGACAAGUGGGCCCGAAGCACGGCGCCGACGUACUACGAGGACACGAUCGAGGUGCCCGACGGCUUCCACCCUCCUGAGGGCUACGAGCCCGAUUACGAAAAUGAUGUCCCGUAG